Molecule: messenger RNA, 1558 nt
Organism: Xyrauchen texanus (razorback sucker)
Lineage: Eukaryota; Metazoa; Chordata; Actinopteri; Cypriniformes; Catostomidae
Product: ELL-associated factor 1-like
Exons: 6
Coding region: 73-807 (244 amino acids)
Biological process (GO): positive regulation of DNA-templated transcription; regulation of transcription elongation by RNA polymerase II
Cellular component (GO): super elongation complex
Molecular function (GO): transcription elongation factor activity
Source: RefSeq, a predicted model, not a curated record
UGCGUCAAGCGCUCUGAGUGUUUUUAUUAAGUGUUUGUUUACAGUUUGGUGAGCUCGAUGUGAUGUGCAGUGAUGAACGGCAGCUCCAACCCGCCUCUGGAUAAAGAAGAGCAUGUGUUAAAACUCGGAGAGAGUUUCGAGAAGAGACCAAAAUCAUCUUUUCACACCAUCAGAUAUGAUUUUAAACCAGCAUCUAUCGAUACAUCCUGUGAAGGAGAAUUACAAGUAGGAAAAGGAGAUGAGGUCACAAUCACAUUACCACACAUACCAGGUUCAACUCCACCAAUGACAGUGUUUAAGGGUAAUAAAAGGCCGUAUCAGAAAGACUGUGUUCUGAUCAUUAAUCAUGGUACUGGAGAAUUCAUGCUGGAGAAGCUCAGCAGCAGCAUACAAGUCAAGAAAACAAGAGCGGAGGGCAGCAGUAAGAUUCAGGCUCGGAUAGAGCAGCAGUCUGUGAGAGCUAACCUGCUGACAUCACAGUUCCGCACCCCUAUCAAAUCCGGAGCUGGUGCCAAGACCUCACCAACUAAAGACAGCCCGUCUCCCGAACCUCAUUUGGAUGACAUUAAACGAGAGCUGCGAGCGGAGGUGGACAUGAUCGAGCAGAUGAGCAGCAGUAGCAGCUCUUCAGAAUCUGCCAGUUGUUCUGGCAGUGGUGAUGACAGCUCAUGCAGUGAUGCAGAACAGGAAAUGCAUCAUCUCUCUCCCAGCAGGACCAGCAUGGCCAACGGCAGCAACCAGCUCAUGAACACACUGAGGAAUGAUCUUCAGCUAAGUGAAUCUGGCAGUGACAGUGACAUCGACUGAGCUCUUCUUUGCUGUUCACCACACAUCACUCUUUCAUUUGAAAACAUCCAAUGUGUUUCCAUUUGCAGUGAUUUUUAGCUUUAGCUUUUAUGGUUUCAUGAAAACAUGGAGAUAUUCUAGAAAGCUUUAAAGAAUGUUGAAUAAGUUUAAGUUGUAUAUUUUAUUUGAAUUUUAAAUUUAAAUAUUUGAACCGAUAAGGGUGUGUAAAUCAUUAUAAUCCAAAAUACAUAACCUACCUAUUGGAUAAAGUGAUAUUGUACCAUAUGAUUUUGGUUGUUCAUCAGUAUUUUUAUGAAACUGAAAUGUCAUCUAAUAGUCACAUUGAACACCAAGAAAAAGGCAUGAACAAGCAGUGUUACAUGAUCUUUAUUCUCUAACAGUUGGUAAAGCAUGUGAGGUAUGAUAACGUUUUAGAGUUUGAAGUAAUGACUUCAACUUCCAAUAAAAAUAACUCAAUUAAUUUGGUUUUCUAUCACACAGGGUUCCAGUCUGUGAUCCAUUGUCUCAAAAUAUGUGCAUAACUUGAAUAUCUGUAAAAGUUUUUUUUUAGACCAGUUUUAACCAAAAAUAAAUUAUAUCAAUUCAAAAUGUAAACCAUAUAAAUGCUGUAUAUAGUUUAUUUUUAUGUAAGAUUAAAGUUGUAGUGCUUCAUUGGUCAGAGUCUGUUAUAAUUAUUAAAUGGUAUCCAUCCUCAAUGGUCUCAAGUGAAAGUCUUGAUGUCUGUAAUGACUUUCCAAUAAAACCAGAGGUG